AGCACGUCGAGCGCGGCGGGUGCCGCCACAACGCCAUGUCUCAGAUGCGAGCACAAACACAGGUCUAUUGGACAAUUGGACAAUUGGAGCACUAACCCUCACGGUACCAAGGUAUGAUGGAGGACUUGAUGGCGUGCGCAGCACAUUUGUCGUUGUGUCUGGCCUUUGCGGGCGUCACCCCUCCCGGCGGAUCGGCGGGAUUGCACGCAGAGCGCAUCAUGGGACUCCGGUACUCCGGACGGCUCAUGAAUCCAAAGCUGAUAGACGACAAGGGACUCAGAGUGCUGUCGUUUAAACUAAAACAAGAGUUCGAUGAAUAUCGAUCUGACCGGUUCGGAUACCUAACCGGUCGUAACUUGUUGAAAGCACGAGCCCGGCCGUGAGUAGAACGGCGAGGAGGCCGGAAGAGAAAACGGCGACACACCGCGUCGAGAUGCCGGGAGUCUGGGCUCGAGGUCGUAUAAUUAGUUGCUGAUUCACUGAUUCACGG
Cutaneotrichosporon oleaginosum is the source of this 490-nucleotide messenger RNA. RefSeq lists its product as uncharacterized. The record is from RefSeq and is a predicted model, not a curated record. NCBI's taxonomy places the organism in Eukaryota, Fungi, Basidiomycota, Tremellomycetes, Trichosporonales, Trichosporonaceae.